Messenger RNA from Megalobrama amblycephala (Wuchang bream), 1141 nucleotides. The record is from the annotation of a RefSeq genome assembly. NCBI's taxonomy places the organism in Eukaryota, Metazoa, Chordata, Actinopteri, Cypriniformes, Xenocyprididae.
AUGGCAAGCCUACGAAAAACCCACCCACUGAUAAAAAUCGCCAACGACGCACUAGUUGACCUCCCCACACCAUCCAAUAUUUCCGUAUGAUGAAAUUUUGGGUCCCUUCUAGGACUAUGUUUAAUCACCCAAAUCCUAACCGGGCUAUUCCUAGCCAUACACUAUACCUCCGACAUUUCAACUGCAUUUUCGUCGGUAGUCCACAUCUGCCGAGACGUAAACUAUGGUUGACUCAUCCGUAAUAUUCACGCUAACGGAGCAUCAUUCUUUUUCAUCUGCAUUUAUAUACACAUUGCUCGCGGCCUAUACUACGGGUCCUACCUAUACAAAGAAACCUGAAAUAUUGGAGUAGUCCUCCUCCUGCUAGUUAUAAUAACAGCCUUCGUUGGCUACGUCCUUCCAUGAGGACAGAUAUCCUUCUGAGGUGCUACAGUAAUUACAAAUUUACUAUCAGCAGUCCCUUAUAUAGGAGACACCCUUGUCCAAUGAAUCUGAGGUGGCUUCUCAGUAGACAAUGCAACACUAACACGAUUCUUCGCAUUCCACUUCCUACUACCAUUCGUAGUCGCCGCCGCAACCCUUCUACACCUACUUUUCCUCCACGAGACAGGAUCAAACAACCCAGCCGGAUUAAACUCCGACGCAGAUAAAAUUUCUUUCCACCCAUAUUUCUCAUACAAAGACCUUCUAGGAUUCGUAGUAAUACUGUUAGCCCUCACAUCAUUAGCGCUAUUCUCCCCAAAUCUCUUAGGAGACCCAGAAAAUUUCACCCCAGCAAAUCCACUAGUCACCCCUCCACAUAUCAAGCCAGAAUGAUACUUUUUGUUUGCUUACGCCAUUCUACGAUCCAUCCCAAACAAACUAGGAGGGGUCCUUGCAUUACUAUUCUCCAUCCUAGUGCUAAUAGUAGUACCAAUCUUACACACUUCAAAACAACGAGGACUGACAUUCCGCCCAAUCACCCAGUUCCUAUUCUGAACCUUAGUGGCAGACAUAAUCAUUCUAACAUGGAUUGGAGGCAUACCCGUAGAACAUCCAUACAUUAUUAUUGGACAAGUCGCAUCAGUCCUUUACUUCGCAUUAUUCCUCAUCCUCUCCCCACUAGCAGGAUGAGUAGAAAACAAAGCACUAAAAUGAGCUU